ACCAUGAAUACAAGGAGACACUUGUUGUCUGCAGCACGGCUUGUGUUGCCCACCACUGGCUUGAUCCUCAUUUGUGUAGGUGCUUAUAUCAACUCCAUCCAAAGUGGACAACUGCAGAUUCUGAGAGAUAUCUCCGUUUACCUCUUUAUCAUCCUGGGCUUCAUCCUGAUUGUCGCUGGAGUGUUGUGGUCUGUCGGUAACGGAAUGAAGAAUGUGCUGCUGAAACGCUCAGUAAGGAGGUCAAGAGACGCUGAUGUUCACGUUUUUACUGUGGACAGGUCCGACCUCUAUCCACCAUCGUAUGAGGAAUCUCAGGUCAGAAAUAAUCCCACUGAGGCUGUCCCCACCAUCAUCUCCAUUCCUACAGCCAUGCGAUGGGCCGGCCCAGCUCCUCCAGUUUACAUGCAGAAUUCCUACGAGACCUCAGUUGAGGACUUCAGCCAUGAGGAGCCACCUACGUAUCAACAAGCAGUUCUUUGGAGCCAGGCUGAUUCACAAGCAGCCCAUCUAUCUACAAACAGUUCUGUAGAGCCGCUCUGA
Neoarius graeffei (lesser salmon catfish) is the source of this 540-nucleotide messenger RNA. RefSeq names its product transmembrane protein 252-like. The transcript is spliced from 2 exons. The record is from RefSeq and is a predicted model, not a curated record. The coding region runs from base 4 to 540 and encodes 178 amino acids. NCBI's taxonomy places the organism in Eukaryota, Metazoa, Chordata, Actinopteri, Siluriformes, Ariidae.